AUGAUACCUGCACCAGAAAGCACCCUCAUACGGGCCGUCAAACGAUCAGACAAGAGGCUUCUUGAGGUAAUCUUGCCAAGGAAUACUCAGUUUGGCAGCAGAGACACCGCUGGAAAAACGGCGUUGAUGAUUGCGGCAGAGAUGAAUAAUCGUUACUUUUGUCAACUCUUAAUAGAUAGGGAGCAUUACUUUCUUACUAGCGAUGGAAAAAAUGCACUGAUUUUGGCCGCGGAGGCGGGGGCAAAUUACGUUAUCCCUGUUUUAGCGCGACGCUGCUCGUACAUACAGGAUUCGUCUGGGCUGUGCGCGCUUUCGCACGCAGCACAAGCAGGAGAUCUUUCAAUGUGCAAGCUCCUCGCUGAACACUGUCACCUGAGAGACGUUGACUACGAGAGAGCUUUGAAGUUUUUGAGAAAGGAGUGCAGGAGGCCCGAAGAGAAACGCCAGAUUGAAGAGUUCUUGAUUCAAGGGUCUACAAAUAAUACAAAGAAAGAAAGCAACCUUGAUUCAGUCGCGCCUUCUAGCAUAGGACUAAGAUCCAUUUCCUCUGGCGGUAAAGCUUCCAACCACAUAUCCUAUAAUUCAGUGCCGCCUACGAUCAUUCUACAGAGGUUAAAGGAUUCACGUGAUAUUAGCAAAGCAGAGUCGGACAUAGGGCCAUUGUUUAACAAGGGCAUUACCAGGGCAUCAUCGAUAGGCGCCGUCUCUGGUUCACGAUUAUCAGUUGACUCAUCUAAGACCCUAGACCAAGUAAUGGAGAAAAUUGAAAUUGAGAGGCUGCAGACUGAGAAUGCUAGAUUGAAAAAUGCAAUCUCCUCCUUAACAAUGGAAAAGAAGAAAGAAAAAGAGUCCCUGGAGAAUCAGCUGAAGGAGUAUUCGCAAAAACUGCACGAUGCAGAGUCUGUGGCCAUCGCAGCCCGGUCAGCCUCAGCUUCGGAUAUUCCUCCUAAUCCAAGGAAUCUAGAGGGUUUAGAGAAGGAGCUAGAGGAGCACAAACAUACCAUACAAAAGAAAGACCAAGAAAUAGCAAUCCUUCGGCGACUAGUGGAGACAAACUGGUUUAUGAAGGACCUAGAUGAGAAGCUUUUGCGGCUUACCUCCAGAUCUAAUGAGGCAGAUGAGAAGGCAAACACAGGCCCCCCAAAGACGUUACAGAGUAACAGGUCUUCGUGUAUAUCCAUGGCUACUUCGGACAGGAGCAAGAUUUCUGUCACCCCCAGUGUAGGUCAAAUAGAUAGCUCCAUUAGGAUGAGCGAUCUAAAAGAUUUAGCUGCUCCCGAAACCAUUGUUGAUCCUUCCCAUACUGACAGCCACUCUAGUCAGCGACCAGGGUCACAGCUUACUCAAUCCUGCUUUAUACCACUUCUCAAUGAAUAUAAAGCUCAAAUAAAAUAUACUACAGAGCUUCUGGCCUAUUAUCAGAAUAUUUUUAAGCAACAACUAAGCCUAGGUGUUGAAAGCCUAGGUAUUGAAGACCUAGGUAUUACAAGCUCGUCGUCACCAAACGACAAUGAUCGUAUUAUCACUAAUCUAAGAAGCCUUUUGUCUUUGCGCACUGCUGGAAUGGACCGUGCUAUAAGUCUGGUGCAAGAAAAGGACUUAGCUUUUCAGUCGUUGCUGAGCGAACACGCAGAUACUGUGCGUCGAAACAUAAAGCUUCAAGCGGCUUUGUGGAAACACAAGCGAACCUUACUACACAUAGAUAUUAAGGAUUUGCUGGAAAAGUAUAACGUUUCCAACGGAGAACUGGAGGUAUCGCGGUUUAAAGCCUUAAUUGAGGAGAUGCACAGCGAAAUCAGGAUGCUAUCAGCUUCAUUGCUCAGUGAAAAGAAAGAGCUAAAAGCAUUUGAAGAGGCUGGUAAUAGAUACCUGCAACUCUAUUAUGAUGAGCAACAAAAGAACAUUAAAUUAGAAAACGACAUACUCGUUCUCAGACGGGAUGCACACAUAGCCCAGACAGAGGUAGAGAGGCUAUCCUCCCAACACCCCAACCAUAACGCUGACACCAUCAAUAGUAUAGACCCCCAAGGGUUAGUCUGCCAAAAUAAAGAGCGGCAGUCUCCAAAUCCUGUUGCAAAUGAUCAAAGUAACGGCCGUCCAGGAGAUCUUCCCUCUGGGCUAGAAGGAAUCACUGAGAUGUCCAUGGGAGACGUCUGUGAAGGCUGCAUUGAGUUAAAUAAGGAGCUUUCGCAACUAAAAGCAGAGCUAAAAAGAAUAAAGAAUAUUAACGAGGGGCUUACACAUAAGAAUGAGUUACUUGUUAAAGACCUAGAGACUAUCGUGCACGAGCUGGAUCCAGUACUCAAUGUGAAGCGGAUAUACGCCAAAGGAAAGCUGUCCGCAUCCGGGCCCUCAGAAGAUACGCCCCAAGAGAUAGAGGCCAUAAAGAAAAAGAUCAAAUCAUUAACUUUGGAGAACCCCCCACUAUCAGUCCGUAUGGAGCAGCCCAUAACUAGUAAGCUUUUACGCGAGCCAACUGAUGGAGAUACAGCUCACGCCAAGCGACACGUUACCGAUAUGUGGACGCAGACAUUUAACCUCUCUGUUCCCCUUGAAGAUGAGCUAUCUUACAAUGUGCCACUAAUCUCUCCCACUUAUAAACUCCUCCCAAAUAUAACACAGUCAGAAUCCACCCCUAUGCUCGGUGAUAUUGACCAUUUAAUAUCUUCCACAUCUCCGCCUCCACAGAAUACAACUAUCCUCUAUCUAAAUACUACCAACACAGAGCAACCCACGCAGUGUGUAGAUGCAACAAUUUUACACAACCCGCUGCAGUCCUCGUCCGUUUUUCAUGGAGCGUCUGCAGAAGCUCUGAAGGAUCUGGACACAUGCUCAGAGGAGAGACUUGAUGAAAAAUUAGGCCUCUCCAAGAAGCCUAAGAGCCCAUCUAGCGCGCUUACACAAAAGCUUUCUAAUCUGCUCAAGGAGGCGAUUGACGUUCCACCCCCGCCACUGCCUUCUGGCCAGCACUCCACGCGAGCACGAUCCAGAAGAAUCAUCAACUCAAAGGACAGUAAAGAUAACAAAGGGAACAAGCAACAGAAGGCAAGAGAUGGACAAGAAGAUAAACAUGAUGCUCUGCAGCUUACACCCCUGAUGGUUGCUGUCCAACAAAAAGACCUUGCCGGUAUCUCGAGUAAUCUCCAGUACGGAAAGGUGGCAACCUCGACCGGCAUGACAGCACUCAUGUUUGCAGUCGAGAGGAAUUUUCUAGAGGCAGUAAAGGUUCUUGCACCGUUGGAAUCGGGCAUAUAUGCGCCAAACAAUGAGACUGCGCUCACCAUGGCUCUGCGGGCAGGGCGUAUUGAGGCAGCAGAGAUUCUGACACCAUACGAAGGUGUAAAACUUUCUAGGGUCAAUCUGGCAAAUGACCGCUUCACCGAACUCAUGAAGGCGGCCAAGAACAACAAUAUCAGCAUGGUGUGGGCACUCCUAGGCUACCAGAAGCGGCUACAAGACGACGGCAAGCGGACCGCCUUAAUGUAUGCUGCAGACGCGGGAAACUUCGACAUAUGCCGCAUUUUAGCCGCCUUUGAAGCUGGAAUGAGUACGGUAACGGGGGACACAGCCCUUAUGAUAGCCGUCAUCAACCAGCACAUUGAUAUUGCACAACUUCUACUCCCACUGGAGACCGGCCAUCACGGAAACAGGCUUACAAACGUGGGGAAAGGGUAUACCGCACUCCACCUGUCUGUAUACUAUGGCCACUAUGACCUGGUGAAGCUUUUGUAUCCCAAAGAGCAUCACAUCCUCGACGCUGACGGCCGGUCAUACUUGCACUAUGCAAAAAACUGCAGCUCUCGCGUAAGCCGUGAGACAAAAGACGCCAUUUCUGCAUACUUUCUCACUGAAUCUUCCAAAGUCUCAGGCACCUCAUAG
Molecule: messenger RNA, 3879 nt
Organism: Giardia duodenalis
Lineage: Eukaryota; Fornicata; Diplomonadida; Hexamitidae
Product: Ankyrin repeat protein 1
Exons: 1
Coding region: 1-3879 (1292 amino acids)
Molecular function (GO): protein binding
Source: RefSeq, a predicted model, not a curated record